This is a messenger RNA of Closterium sp. NIES-65, 1536 nucleotides long. The record is from the annotation of a GenBank genome assembly. Lineage: Eukaryota; Viridiplantae; Streptophyta; Zygnematophyceae; Desmidiales; Closteriaceae.
AUGAGUCGCUGCGCGAAUGCUUCGACCUGGCAGUUCUACGAGGAUGGUAACAUAGUGAUUUCUGUGAAAGUGGAAUUUAGAAGGGCUAAGGGCCUGUUCAACAAUAGGGAGGCGGAACUUCCCGCCGACACCGACUCCGCGGGCGCUGUCUCCGCGCGGCCCGCCACCACUUUGGCCCCGCUGCCCCAACACCCGCCGGUGCGGUUCAACCAGGACCCCACGUUCUUCGCGUACGCAACGCACCGCGGCUUUUGCGUGUUCCGGUGCAACCAACUGAAGGAGAUUCUGCGGCGCGAGUUUGAGGGGCGCGGCGUGGGCAUGGUGGAGAUGCUGUUCUCCUCCAGCUUACUCGCGCUCGUGGGCGGCGGUCCCAACCCGUGCUACCCGCCGAACAAGGUGCGGGGAGGAGAAGAGAGAGGUGUGAGGAGAUCUAGGAGCCCGAUAGCGGAAAAGAAGGUGAUAAUUUGGGACGACAAGGAGAGGCGGUACAUUGGCGAGCUAGCCUUUUGCAGCGAAGUGAGGGGCGUGCGGCUGAGGAGGGACCACAUCGUCUUUGUGCUCGAGCACAAGAUCCUCGUGUACUCCUUCCCUGGCCUGAAGCUAGUGCACCAGGUGAUGCCUGCACCAGGUGAUGCCUGCUCUAGGUACCACCUCACAUCACACUGGCAGGUGGAGACGUUGUCAAACCCCAAGGGGCUGUGCGAGAUCUGCGUGGAGCUGUUUGAAGAGCGCCGCGGGUACGUGCGCGGCGCAAGCUUCUCUCAGCCAGCCUGCAUGGCGCUUUCUCUGGACGGGAAGCUGCUGGCCACCGCCAGCAGCAAGGGCACGAUCAUUCGGGUGAUCAACACGGCGGAUGGGACGAGACUGCACGAGCUGCGCCGAGGAGUGGAGAGAGCAAACAUCUACAGCCUCGCAUUCUCCCCCAAGGCGCCCUUCCUGGUGGCUGCCAGUGACAGGGGCACUGUGCACGUGUUCUCGCUGGGGCACUCCCACUCCCAGGCGCACGGGCAGGGGCAGGGGGAGGGACAGGGGCAGGCGCAGGAGGAUGGGGUUGGGGGUGAAGGGGGAGGGGGGAUGGGCAGGGCAUCGGGGAGUGGUGGAGGAGCACUGUCGUCAUUGGGAUUGUUGAAAGGUGGUCUCUUCCUCUCCUUUAUUCCUCCUCUCCCCAAGUACUUCAGCGAUGAGCCCUCUUUGAUGUGCCACAGCAUUGGCAUGCUCGCUGCUCUCAUGCCAUCCCCCCCUUGCCUCCUGCCUCUCCGUGACUUCUCUACCUCUCGUUCCUCCCCAGGGGUCCUUCCGGAGAAGUACUUCAGAGAGCGCUCGCUGGCCUUCUACCGCACCGGCGUGCACACGCACAUGCUCGCUGCCUUUGGUGCCGACCCAAACACCGUCAUCGUGGUCGGCAGCACUGGCGCGUACAUGUGCUCAUACUUUUAUGGACAUAGGUAUUACAAGCUUCAGUUCGACCCACAAGCAGGAGGUGAAAUGAAACUAUUGAAUCAGGCUAACUUUCUCACGACUGAAGAUGAGCAUUAA